CCAUCUAUGCCAUCGCUUUUUGCCGAGGGGAUUCAUCGGCAGAUACCUGCGAGAGCUGCGUGAGCUCCGCAGUCCGAGAUUUGGUCAUGAAGUGCCCUUACCAGAAGGCGGUUUUCUCCUGGGGAAACGGAGAUCCGCCGUGCUUUAUCCGAUACUCGGACACUCCAAUCUAUGGGAUACGGCAAACGAGUCCUAAGUAUUUGAUGUUCAACCAUGGCCACCGCAUCACCAUGGACCAACACCAGUUCGAUGAGGUGUGGAGGAACUUGAUGGAAAGACUAGUGAACAAAGCUUCAGACGGCACUUCAAGGCUCAAGUACGCCACGGGACAGAACAACUUGCCGGACAACAAGACGAUCUACUCAUUGUUACAGUGUAGUCCCGACUUGUUGCCAAACGAUUGCGAGAGUUGCUUGAGGGAAGCCAUUCAUGAUUACUAUAGGUGUUGCCACGGAUGGCAAGGCGGUUAUGUUUACAAGCCGAGCUGUAAUUUCCGAUGGGAAUUGCACAAGUUUUUCGAGUCAAGCCCCAGUCCAUAUUCGUCUUCUCCACCAUCUCCAUCUUCUCCAUCACAUCCAGCUACUCCGCCGUCUCCCAAAGAAGAUAUUGCCAAAGGCACCUUGGCUGCUAUCAUCUCUUCAGUCGCUGUUUUUGUAAUGCUUCUCUUCAUCAGUUGUUGUUACCUUCGGAGGAGGCCAGCAGAGAAGAAAUAUGAAGCUGUACAAGAAGGAAGUGGUGUAAGCGAGAUCACAUCCUUGAAGUCCUUGCAAUUCGAUUGGGAUACUUUGCUUGCCGCCACAAACAAUUUUUCUCAAGAAAACAAGCUUGGCCGAGGUGGAUUCGGGGAGGUUUACCAGGGUAGGCUUCCCAACGGGCAAGAAAUAGCUGUGAAGAGGCUAUCCCAAAGCUCAGGGCAAGGCAUCCAAGAAUUUAAGAAUGAGAUUGUGUUGGUGGCGAAGCUUCAGCACCGGAAUCUAGUGAGAUUGCUCGGAUUUUGCUUGGAAGGAGAGGAAAAGCUACUCAUAUAUGAGUUUGUGCCCAACAAAAGUCUCGACUACUUCGUGUUUGACCCUGACAAAAGCAAACAAUUAAAUUGGCCAAGACGUUACAAUAUAAUAUCAGGCAUCGCUCGAGGGAUGCUCUAUCUUCAUGAAGAUUCUCGGCUUCGAAUCAUUCACCGUGAUUUAAAAGCUAGCAACGUCUUGUUGGACAAUGAUAUGAACCCAAAGAUCUCAGAUUUUGGCAUGGCGAGGAUUUUUGGAGUUGAUCAAACUAAGGCAAACACUAGAAGAAUCGUAGGAACCUAUGGGUACAUCCCCGAAUAUGCGAUGCAUGGGCAAUUCUCUCAAAAGUCCGAUGUUUACAGUUUCGGCGUCCUCCUCCUCGAGAUCAUUUGUGGCAAGAGGAAUGACUACUACUACCGAUCUGAUGGAGGUGAAACUCUCGCAAGCUAUCAUUGGAGAGACGAUGUGCCUUCGGAAAUCUUGGACCCAGCAUUGGGAGAAUCUUAUUCCAGAAGCCAAGUGCUAAGAUGCAUACACAUUGGCUUUCUAUGUGUUCAAGAAGAUCCGGCUGAUAGACCGACAAUGGCGAGCAUAGUUCUUGCGCUGAGCAGCCAAACUCUUAGUCUACCAGUGCCACAAGGACCCGCCUUUUUUUUUUCCGAAGCUGGAUGGAACAGCCGAAUAUAGCAAAUGACCAGGGACAUGAUCAAAACAACAGCGGCUCUGCACCUUUGUCGGUCAAUGGAAUGUCGAUCACUGAAGUCUACCCCCGAUGAAGCACAUGAACAUCUAU
Messenger RNA from Eucalyptus grandis, 1797 nucleotides. RefSeq names its product putative cysteine-rich receptor-like protein kinase 35. The record is from RefSeq and is a predicted model, not a curated record. NCBI's taxonomy places the organism in Eukaryota, Viridiplantae, Streptophyta, Magnoliopsida, Myrtales, Myrtaceae. Gene Ontology annotation, molecular function: protein kinase activity; ATP binding. Gene Ontology annotation, biological process: protein phosphorylation.